AUGUCUACCUUUGGCUACAGAAGAGGACUUAGUAAAUAUGAAUCCAUCGAUGAGGACGAACUCCUGGCCUCCCUGUCAGCUGAGGAGCUGAAGGAGCUAGAGAGGGAACUGGAAGAUAUUGAACCUGACCGCAACCUUCCGGUGGGGCUAAGGCAAAAGAGUCUGACUGAGAAAACGCCCACAGGGACUUUCAGCAGAGAGGCACUGAUGGCCUAUUGGGAAAAGGAGUCCCAAAAACUCCUGGAGAAGGAGAGGCUGGGGGAGUGUGGAAAGGUAGAAGAAGACAAAGAAGAGAGUGAGGAAGAGCUAAUCUUCACAGAGAGUAACAGUGAGGUUUCUGAGGAGGUGUAUACAGAGGAGGAGGAGGAGGAGGAACAAGAGGAGUCGCAGGAGGAAGAGGAGGAAGAGGAGAGCGAAGAGGAAGAGGAAAGAACCAUUGAAACCCCCAAAGGGAUCAACGGAACUGUGAACUACGAUGGUGUCAAUUCUGACCACUCUAAGCCAAAGACAUUUAAAAGUCAGAUAGAAAAUAUCAAUUUGACCAACGGCAACAGCGGGAGGAACACAGAGUCACCUGCAGCCAUUCACCCUUGUGGAAAUCCGACGGUUAUUGAAGAUGCUUUGGAAAAGAUUAGAAACAAUGACCCCGACACCACAGAAGUCAACCUGAACAAUAUAGAGAACAUCACGUCGCAGACCCUCACCCGCUUUGCCGAGGCCCUUAAGGACAACACGGUGGUGAAGACGUUCAGCCUGGCCAACACGCACGCUGACGACAGCGCGGCCAUGGCCAUUGCCGACAUGCUCAAGGUCAACGAGCACAUCACCAACGUCAACGUGGAUUCCAACUUCAUCACAGGAAAGGGGAUCCUGGCCAUCAUGAGGGCUCUGCAGCACAACACGGUGCUCACCGAGCUGCGCUUCCACAACCAGAGGCAUAUCAUGGGCAGCCAGGUGGAGAUGGAGAUCGUCAAGCUGCUGAAGGAGAACACGACGCUGCUGAGGCUGGGAUACCACUUCGAGCUCCCAGGACCAAGAAUGAGCAUGACGAGCAUUUUAACGAGAAAUAUGGAUAAGCAAAGGCAAAAGAGGAUGCAGGAGCAAAAACAGCAAGAGGGAUAUGAUGGAGGAUCCAACCUUAGGACCAAAGUCUGGCAAAGAGGAACGCCUGGCUCUUCACCUUAUGCAUCUCCCAGGCAAUCUCCCUGGUCAUCCCCCAAACUCCCCAAGAAAGUGCAGACUGUGCGGAGCCGACCUCCAUCUCCUGUGGCCACCCCACCUCCUCCUCCACCUCUUCCUCCCCAGAAGCUGCCUCCACCUCCCCCUCCACCCCCUCCUCCUCCACCACCUCCUCCAGCUCCCCCUCUCCCAGAGAAAAAGGUCAUCACCAGAAAUAUAGCAGAAGUCAUCAAACAACAGGAGAGUGCCCAGCGGGCACUGCAAAAUGGACAGAAAAAGAAAAAAGGAAAAAGGGUUAAGAAACAGCCAAACAAUAUCCUAAAGGAAAUAAAAAAUUCUCUGAGGUCCGUGCAAGAAAAGAAAAUGGAAGACAGUUCCCGACCUUCUACCCCACAGAGAUCAGCUCAUGAGAACCUCAUGGAAGCAAUUCGGGGAAGCAGCAUAAGACAGCUAAGGAGGGUGGAAGUUCCAGAAGCUCUGCGAUAA
Marmota flaviventris (yellow-bellied marmot) is the source of this 1665-nucleotide messenger RNA. It is a transcript of the gene Lmod2, whose product is annotated as leiomodin 2. Gene Ontology annotation, cellular component: cytoskeleton; myofibril; striated muscle thin filament. NCBI's taxonomy places the organism in Eukaryota, Metazoa, Chordata, Mammalia, Rodentia, Sciuridae. The record is from RefSeq and is a predicted model, not a curated record. Gene Ontology annotation, molecular function: tropomyosin binding. Gene Ontology annotation, biological process: actin filament organization; pointed-end actin filament capping; muscle contraction.